AUUCGUUCACAUACACUCUGUUAUACAAGAGGAACGGUACACUGAGUGUGUAUAGGGUGUGUAGAGUGUGUGUAUGUUUGUAGUGUGUGCACAUGUGUGUGUUUAGUCUACUCGGUAGUCUAGUAGAGGGACAAAUCAAAAUGAGGACAGGAGCAGGAGCAGUACUGACUGAAGAUGAACAAUUCCAUUCCACUGGGACAUGACAGAGGCCUCGAGCGAGACGUAAAGCGGUGUGCCCUGUUCUGACGGCUGAGAGCUAGGCAUGCUGGAUAAAGACCCCACCACCACCAGCAGCCUUCAGCUGACGACCUCUGACCCCUCUGACAUUGCUGUGGAACCCAGUGACAUCACAGACGGCCUCGGCAUCAGCAGGAAGAUGUCGGACGUAGUUGAGAGUUUGGACACCAGAGAGUUGGACAUGGGAGAUGGAGAGGAGACUGACAAUGACCCUAUCACCAUAGGGGACAGUCGUAUAGGGUUCAGUGCUGUGUAUCACACCGUGGGUUUUAAGGAGUCUGAAGCCAGGGUCUAUCUCCCUACUGUCCCCAUCACUGCUAAGAUACUGGAGGUGGAGAGGUUCAACACAGCGCAGGACAGGUUCAACAUCACGGCACAGAGGAGUGUCAACAAGAGUCAGCCUGCAGUGUUUAAGAUUGAGCUGAGACAUGGAGAGUUCAGCUGGGUGGUCAAGAGAAAGGAGAAACACUUCAUGGACCUCCACAGAGAACUGGUCCGAUACAAGAUGUUCAUGAGGGUGCCGCUACCCUCCCGCAGCCACACAACGAGGAGGAGGACAAUGAAGAAGAGUGAAGCCAGACAUAUGCCUGAGCUACCGCGUGGCGGAGAUGAGUUUGCACAAGACGAACAGGUCUACAGCAGAAGGAAACAGCUGGAAGAUUAUCUGAACAAGCUCCUAAGGAUGGCCAUGUACAGGAAAUACUACCACACUAUGGAGUUUAUAGACGUCAGCCAGAUGUCCUUCAUCCAUGACCUGGGACCUAAAGGACUGGAGGGGAUGAUACACAAGCGUUCCGGAGGUCAUCGUAUCCCAGGCUUGAACUGCUGUGGUCACAGUGAAGCCUGCUACCGCUGGUCUAAACGCUGGUUGGUGAUGAAGGAUUCGUUCCUCUUCUACAUGAAGCCAGACUCAGGAGCCAUUUCCUUUGUUCUCCUGUUGGACAAAGAGUUCAGCGUCAAAAUGGACUCCAAAGACACAGAGACCAAAUACGGAGUACGCAUCGACAGCCUCUCCAGGUGCCUUGUACUGAAGUUGAACAGCUACAGACAUGCUCGGUGGUGGGGCCAGGCGAUAGAAGACUUUGUCCGUAAACACGGGAGGGCGUUUCUACGAGACCAUCGAUUUGGUUCCUUUGCUCAGGAGGAGCAGAACAUCCCUGCCAAAUGGUAUGUGAAUGGGAAGACCUACAUGGAGGAUGUAGCUGAUGCUCUGGAAGAAGCUAAAGAAGAGAUAUUCAUCACUGACUGGUGGUUGAGUCCAGAGAUCUUCCUGAAGAGGCCAGUUGUGGAGGGAAACAAAUGGAGACUGGACUGCAUCCUCAAACGCAAAGCGCAACAGGGGGUUCAUAUCUUUGUGAUGCUGUAUAAGGAGGUGGAGCUAGCUCUGGGCAUCAACAGUGAAUACAGCAAGAGAACACUAAUGCACCUGCAUCCCAACAUCAAGGUGAUGCGCCACCCGGACCAUGUGUCGUCGUCUGUCUACCUGUGGGCGCAUCACGAGAAGAUCAUCAUCAUCGACCAAUCGGUGGCCUUCGUUGGCGGGAUCGACCUGGCGUAUGGUCGCUGGGACGACCGAGAGCAUCGCCUGACAGAUGUGGGGAGUGUGACACGCUCUGUUGCCCUGGAGAUGGAGCAGUCUCAGAGCUCUGCCCACCAUCCCUCCAGUAGGGGAGUGUCCUCUACUGAUGGUGCUGCCAGUAGCAACGGAGGCAACCAAUCACUGCCUGGAAACCCAGGGGUGGAGCUUCCGCGGCUGAAGGGGAUUGGUCGAACCAGGAGGAUGCACUUCUCCCUGGUCAAACACCUCCACAAACACACUCUGCAGCAUGCAGACAGCAUCAGCUCCUUGGACAGCGCUGGCAGUUGUUCAGUGCGAAGCCUCCAGACAGGUGUAGGAGAGCUGAGGGGUAACACCAGGUUUUGGCAUGGAAAAGAUUACUGCAACUUUGUCUACAAGGACUGGAUACAGCUGGAGAAACCCUUCGAUGACUUCAUUGACAGGUACACCACUCCCAGGAUGCCGUGGCAUGACAUCUCCUCUGUGGUCCAUGGGAAAGCUGCCAGGGACGUGGCCAGACACUUCAUACAGCGCUGGAACUUCUGUAAGAUAAUGAAGCCUAAGUAUCAUUCUCUCUCCUACCCGUACCUCCUACCCAAGUCUCACAGCAGUGCCAGCGAGCUGAGGUACCAGGUGCCCGACUGUGUUCCCACUAGAGUACAGGUGUUGCGGUCAGCAGCUGACUGGUCAGCUGGUAUUAAGUAUCAUGAGGAGUCCAUCCACAACGCCUACCUCCAGACUAUCGCCAGGAGCAAGCACUUCAUCUACAUAGAGAACCAGUUUUUCAUCAGUUGUUCUGACAACAAGAUGGUCUACAACAAGAUCGGAGAAGCGCUCAUCGAGAGGAUCCUCAGAGCUCACAAGGAGGGCAAGAAGUUCCGUGUGUACGUGGUGACUCCACUACUUCCUGGGUUUGAAGGUGACAUCACAACAGGGGGAGGAAACGCCCUCCAGGCCGUCAUGCACUUCAACUACAGGACCAUGAUCAGAGGUGAAUACUCCAUCAUCUCCCAGCUGAAGAAAGAAAUGGAUGAACUACAGUGGAUGAACUACAUCUCAUUCUGUGGUCUGAGGACACACGCUGAGCUGGAGGGACGCCUGGUCACAGAGCUCGUCUACGUCCACAGCAAGAUGCUCAUCGCAGACGACAACACCGUCAUCAUCGGUUCGGCCAACAUCAACGACCGCAGCAUGUUGGGGAAGCGUGACAGCGAGGUGGCGGUGAUCAUUGAGGACUCUGAGACCGUUACCGCGGUGAUGGACGGACAUGAGUACCAGGCUGGACGCUACGCACUGGCGCUUCGUUUAGAGUGCUUCAGGACUGUCCUUGGAGCCCAUAUAGACACGACCAUAGAUGUGUCUGACCCUAUCUCUGACCACUUCUAUAAGGAUGUCUGGAUGACCACCGCUGGACGCAACGCAACCAUCUAUGAGAAGGUGUUCCGGUGCCUGCCGUCCUCCCUGGUUCGUAACAUGUCUGAGUUAGAGAGUUACCAGACGAACCCAGGCCUGGCCCAGUCUGACCCAGGUAAAGCCCAGGAGGAGCUAAGGAGGAUCAGAGGGUUCUUGGUUCAAUUCCCUCUGGACUUCCUCUCAGAACAGAACCUAAUGCCUUCUGUUGGGACCAAGGAGGGCAUGGUGCCUACUGAGAUCUGGACCUAGAGGACAAGAUACACACACACACACACACACACACACACACACGCACACUCAGGACUAGACACACACACACACACACACUCAGGACUAGACACACACACACACACACACACUUAGGACUAGACACACACACACACACACAGGACAAGACACACACACACACACACAGGACAAGACACACACACACACAGACCACUGCAUUGAACUGUGGAUCUUUAGACUGAUCUCUGGACCUCCAGCUGAUAGCUGACAACUUAAACCACAAACAUGGAGGACCAUGAUGCCGCUUGGCCUGCCACAUCCACAACUCAGCCAAUUAGACUGAUUGCCACGCGGACUAAUGAGGAAGUAAUCAGGAGGACACAACGCUACAGGAUAUUCAGAUAGAAAUAUAUUGUGUAGAACAGAUCGUCACCUCUCAUCAUGUAGGAUAGGAACCUGGUUAGCUCCACAUGAAUAUAUUUCUAUCUGCAAAUGUAUAGGUUUAGAAUGUUUCACCUGACUGAAUACACCUGCCUGAAAAUGGGUGAAGAAAAUGAGCACUUCAGUUCAAGUAGAACCUCCUUAAUUUCUAAAUGUUUUGUCCUGUUUUGUGCCUUCUGAACGCGACCCUGGACACUCUCCUAUGCCUGUCACCUACUCUGUUUGUUCUGCAUGUUCGUAUGGUCGUAGAACUACGUAAGCUUACAUACUGUCUUUAGCUGUGGGGCCUAAAGCUCCGUUUUUUUCUUUCUUUUCUAGAAUAGAGGUUGCCUUUGAGAAGAAGACAUGUAAAUGUUUCCAAUCUAAAUAUGGAAUUGUUCUGUAAAAUCGUAAAAUUGUAAAACGAGGCUUUUAACGCUCGUCACGAAUGUUAAGUGAAGCACAAAAUGUCACUAUAAACACUCACUGAAUUUCAGCAUGAAUCACAACUACCUACAGCCUUCUGCCUUUAAUACACCUGCUGUUCUAUCACACCUUGUAAGUAUUUGUAUUGCCUGUUGUAUAAAUAAUGUAUCAUAUUGCCUAUUAUAUAAUUAAAUCAUCAAUCCCAUCAUUUCUAAAUACAUUUUCAAUAUACUUGAUAAUAAAAUCAACUUUACUGGA
Messenger RNA from Oncorhynchus gorbuscha (pink salmon), 4540 nucleotides. Its product is annotated as phospholipase D1-like. NCBI's taxonomy places the organism in Eukaryota, Metazoa, Chordata, Actinopteri, Salmoniformes, Salmonidae. Gene Ontology annotation, biological process: regulation of microvillus assembly; phosphatidic acid biosynthetic process; intracellular signal transduction. The transcript has 27 exons. Gene Ontology annotation, molecular function: phosphatidylinositol binding; D-type glycerophospholipase activity. The record is from RefSeq and is a predicted model, not a curated record. Bases 263 to 3457 code for a protein of 1064 amino acids.